Messenger RNA from Scleropages formosus (Asian bonytongue), 3105 nucleotides. RefSeq names its product UDP-N-acetyl-alpha-D-galactosamine:polypeptide N-acetylgalactosaminyltransferase 6 (GalNAc-T6) (gene galnt6). NCBI's taxonomy places the organism in Eukaryota, Metazoa, Chordata, Actinopteri, Osteoglossiformes, Osteoglossidae. Bases 789 to 2654 code for a protein of 621 amino acids. Gene Ontology annotation, molecular function: polypeptide N-acetylgalactosaminyltransferase activity. The record is from RefSeq and is a predicted model, not a curated record. Gene Ontology annotation, biological process: protein O-linked glycosylation. Gene Ontology annotation, cellular component: Golgi apparatus. The transcript has 10 exons.
UCUAAGUUGCUUUAGAGAAGAGUCAGCUAAAUGAAUAAAUGUAAUGUUCAAAUUGAACUGGUAAUUUCUCUCCUGAACAUUUUCGGUUUAAUUUGCAAAUUGAAUUGUGUUCAAAACGGCAGGGAAAUUGCAGCCGUGGAGGGCGAGACAAGUGCACGUUCCCUGCGUUCGCGUUCAGGCAAUGAAGGCACGCACCGCGCAUUCUGUAAAUCCGGUGGAACGGUGACGGGUCGGCUCGUUGGAAGGCCGGGCCUCUGACGCGCAGCACGCCUUGUUGCUCGUCAAGUGCCGAGGGAGGGGCAGGCACCUGUGACUGUGUAUCCUGAAAGGCGUUGCCUGGGACAGGUUGAUAUGAGCAAACUGCCACAGCUGCUGUUUGCGCUCUCGGCCCCUCCCAUGUGACGGCCUUUUCCCAGCGAGUUCAACAGAGAUUGCGCAGGAAUUGUCGAGAAGCUUAUGACCGAGUCUCCUUGAAAUGAAGAGGCGCUGGUUUUGGCGGUUCCCUUCUGUUACCGCCCAAUGUGUGAAAUAAUGCUGCUUUUGUGGAAGUAAAGCAGCAUUAGGGAAGCUUCAAUAUAUAGUGUGUGACAGCCGUUUUUCUGGACGCUAAUAACAGCCAUUAUUUGCACUAGAAAUGCAAGUUAAACUUUCUGAGAAUAUGAAAUAAAGCCUGAUGACUAGCUAUUAAUGUUGCAUUAAAUGAGGAUGUUUCUAAUAAGGAAAUUCAUCUUACGAGUGUACUGUUUCCUCCUACAAAGGUUCCCUGCAUCUGACACCCUUCUGGAGCGAUGCGUUUGCUGCUGCGCCGUCGCAUUUCUCCCCUGAAGCUGGUGGUGCUGGGGGGGGCCCUCUUCAUGGUGGUGCUGGUGAUGCUGCAGCGAGACGUGGGAGCCGGGAACUCCCCGGAGCCUUGGUUUCGGGACUUGGUCGAAAGGAAGGAACGUGUAAUGGGGAUGGUCCGCGGCGCUGUCAAUAACUUGGCUUUCCAGAUCGGUGCCCCGCAGCCUUUGCCCUCUGAGGUUCAGCCCACACCUGACCGCCUCUGCCCCUCAGGCUUCUACACGCAAGCGGAGCUGAAGCCUCACUUGGAGAGGCCACCCCAGGAUCCCCAGGGACCUGGAGCUGAUGGCAGAGCCUUCCCAUCAGUCCCGCUCUCCCAAAAUGAGGAGAAGGAAAAGCAAGAAGGCAUGACCAGACACUGCUUUAAUCAGUUUGCCAGUGACCGCAUUUCCCUACAUCGAAGCCUCGGUGAAGACACGCGUCCCCCAGAGUGUGUAGAGCGCAAAUUCCGCCGAUGCCCCCCUCUUCCCACAACCAGCGUGAUCAUAGUCUUCCACAACGAGGCCUGGUCUACUCUCCUGCGCACGGUCUACAGCGUCCUGCACACAGCGCCUGCUGUCCUCCUCAAAGAGAUCAUUCUCGUGGAUGAUGCAAGUACAGCAGACCACCUGAAGCACAGGCUGGAGGAGUACGUGCGGGAGCUGAAGAUAGUCCGUGUGGUCCGACAGCCAGAACGAAAGGGUCUGAUCACAGCCAGGCUGCUGGGAGCCAAGGAGGCCCAUGCGGACGUGCUUACCUUCCUGGAUGCCCACUGUGAGUGUUUCCAUGGUUGGCUGGAGUCUCUGCUGGCCCGCAUUGUGGAGGAGCCCACAGCUGUGGUGAGCCCUGAGAUCACCACAAUUGACCUGAACACCUUUCAGUUCAACAAGCCGGUAGCCACGGUCCGUGCCCACAACCGUGGAAACUUUGAUUGGAGCCUUACCUUUGGCUGGGAGGGCAUCCCUGAGCAUGAGAGGCAGAGGCGCAAGGAUGAAACCUACCCAGUGAAGUCUCCCACCUUUGCUGGAGGUCUCUUUUCGAUUUCCAAGUCCUACUUUGAGAAAAUUGGGACCUAUGAUGACAAAAUGGAAAUAUGGGGGGGCGAGAAUGUGGAGAUGUCGUUCAGGGUAUGGCAGUGUGGAGGGCAGUUGGAGAUCAUCCCGUGCUCUGUGGUAGGGCACGUUUUCCGCACAAAGAGUCCCCACACCUUCCCUAAAGGUACAGAGGUCAUCACACGCAAUCAGGUUCGCCUGGCUGAGGUCUGGAUGGAUGACUACAAACAGAUAUUCUAUAGACGGAACAGGAAUGCUGCCAUCAUGGCUAAAGAGAAAUCCUAUGGAGAUAUUUCCGAUCGCUUGAAGCUGAGGGAGCAAUUGCAGUGUAAAAACUUCUCCUGGUACCUUGAUAACAUCUACCCUGAAGCCUUCGUCCCAGACUUGACCCCUGUCAAAUAUGGAGCGAUCAAAAAUUCAGGCUCUCAGAGCUGUCUGGAUGUGGGAGAAAAUAACCAAGGAGGGAAGCCACUCAUCAUGUAUACCUGCCACAACAUGGGUGGAAACCAGUACUUUGAGUACACGUCUCAUAAGGAGCUGCGGCACAACAUUGGAAAGCAGCUGUGUCUGCAGGCAGACCUGGAGCCAGAGCCUGUCAAGAUUGAGCUCUGUUCACUGAAGGGCCGGGGGUCCUUUGUCGCACCCAGUCAAAUAUGGGAGUUCACAGAGGACAAUCUCCUGAAGAACCCACCUUCAGGGAAGUGCCUAGCCUUGAAAGAGAGGCAGAUACAGAUGACUCGCUGUGACCCAACUGACCUAAAGCAACACUGGGGUUUCACCUGACCAGGCAGGUGGGCCAAUGAGGGGGGAAUCGCUGAGGAAGUUCUCUCCCUGUAGACUCCUGGUGGGGGUGUGGGGUACUCUUGGCCCUUGCCACUGCUAACAUGGACAGUUGGCAGAGCACUAGAAACCCCAGUGGGGUGGAAUCAUUUUCUGAAUUGGAGCCACAGCAGGAGUGCAAUUAACUAAAGCAGUUCUGGAACACUGGUUACCCUUUUUACAUUUUUUAAGCUUUUAUGGUGGAAUAUUCUGGGAGAAGGGUAGAACUUGGAUGGAGACUGGUCUUGUACAACUGUGCACAAAGAAAAAGCCUUUUUUUUUUUUUUAACAGUUUUUAAAGUAUCACUUUUAUUCAGUUUAACAUCAGAGUAAAGGAAUGGGGGAAAUGUUGACACCUGUUUCUGUAACAGUCUCCAUUUCUUCUGGAAAAAUAAACCCAUUUUCUCCCCCUUCA